This is a messenger RNA of Plodia interpunctella (Indianmeal moth), 4653 nucleotides long. It is a transcript of the gene Cdk5alpha, whose product is annotated as Cdk5 activator-like protein. The record is from RefSeq and is a predicted model, not a curated record. The coding region runs from base 120 to 1202 and encodes 360 amino acids. The transcript has 2 exons. Lineage: Eukaryota; Metazoa; Arthropoda; Insecta; Lepidoptera; Pyralidae. Gene Ontology annotation, biological process: axon guidance. Gene Ontology annotation, cellular component: protein kinase 5 complex; growth cone; cytoplasm. Gene Ontology annotation, molecular function: cyclin-dependent protein serine/threonine kinase activator activity; protein kinase binding.
GGGGAGGGCGGGUCAGCUGGGUGCGCGCGCCGCGGUCGAUAGGCCGCAGGGCGCCGGCGCGGGGCUAUCGAGCCCACACGGGCCGCCGCCGCCGCCGCCGCCGCCCGCCGCCGUCAUGCAUGCGGGGACCUAGCGGCUGCACGCGCGCGGGCCUCAUGGGCACCGUGCUGAGCUUCAGCCCGCGCGAGCGGCGUGUGCCCGUCGCCGCGCCGCCCGUCGACCGCGCCGCGCUCGCCUACUCCUACGAGCGCCUCAACAACGCCAAGAACCGCGAAAACCGAGACAUACCCAGGGACGAGCGCCGAGCGACCCUCGACGACGCCGCCAAAAUCAUCUCCGAGAAGACCGCCUUGGAGAAGAACCUGAAAAAGCACUCGUUGUUCAUCAACGCGCUGUCGUGGAAGCGGUUUUCGACGGCAAACAACAACAAAAAGAAAUUAGAAUGCAAGAGCAAAAGUGUGGCGACGUUCCGUGCGCCGCUGACGGACAAUGCACCGUUGGACAGGAACAAAAAUGUGAGCGUGCAAGGUGUGUACGCGCGGCCCGCGCCGCUGCCCGCGCCGCUCGUGCCCUCCGCGGACGUCGCGCGAGCGAACGCUCUCAACAACAACGUGUGUUACACGGAGAAGCUGCCCACAUCUGUCGUAGGGCCAGUAGUAGCUCCUCGGAAGACGGUGAUCCAAGCGUCGACAUCAGAGCUGUUGAAGUGCUUGGGCAUGUUCCUCCACUCGCGGUGUCACAGACUGCGGGACUUCCAAGCGGGAGACGCGGUCAUGUGGCUGCGGACGGUAGAUCGCUCGUUGCUGUUGCAGGGAUGGCAGGAUGUGGCGUUUAUAAACCCGGCCAACGUGGUGUUCGUGUACAUGUUAGUGCGGGAGCUAGUGGACGGCGAGCGCAUCGCGAGACCGCAGGACCUGCAGGCCGUCGUGCUCACCUGUCUCUACCUCUCCUACUCCUACAUGGGCAACGAAAUCUCUUACCCCCUCAAACCCUUCCUCGUUGAGGACUCUAAGGACAAAUUCUGGGACCGAUGUCUGUUGAUCGUCGAUCGACUUUCCUUCAACAUGCUCAGGAUUAAUUCGGAGCCUGGUUUCUUCACGGAAGUGUUCACGGAGUUAAAAGCGUGCGGGGCGGUGGAGAGCCCUCCCCCCGCGCCGACGCACCCCGCGCCUGCCCCUCCACACGCCCUUACGGCCGCCUGACACACAGAGGUGGCAGUCUUGAGGCUGGCGCUGACGGACCGCCCCAGUCGCGUCUGAUGCUAGCUCUGGACUACCGAAGGUCUUGGUCAAUCGUCCUCUAUCUAAUCGUCCAAUCUUUCGAGCACGUUUGAGAUAUUUACGACCAUUAUGGAGAAUAGUUGAAUAUUUUCAUAGAUCUAUGGUGUGUUGCUCUGUCACGGUAAGAUAUAAAGGGUGUUGUCUUUGGGGAUUGUUAGAAUGUGCGUCAUAGUUAAGAUAUUGAUGUGAUUUAAGGCAAGUCGGAUUGGUAAUUAAAUUUAUGGAGUUAGAGUUUAACUUAAUUGUUGGAGAAAUUUUGAUAGCACGAAUAAGUAGGAUUUGAGUGAUGGUAAAAAAAUACGAUCGAUUUCAAGAUGAACACGUUAUUUGCUCAACACUACGGUUUUAUCACUUGAAUAUUAGAAGGAUUGACCAAGACUUGAAGUAAAGCAGUAAAAGGCGAGACGAGAACGAAUGUUCGCCAUUUUGGCGAACAAACGCCUGGGCAACUUCAAUAUUGUUAGAUAGAAAGUGAUAAAUUGGUAAAUUAGUUCAGACGUUGUCACAAUAAAACUUGUUUACGUAGCGUCAAACGUAAAUUAAAAAAUAAAAGUUUCGAAUUGUUGGUUUCGAAUGAGGCUUAGGACGUAACUCGCUACCUCUCGCCGCAGACGAGCUAGGAACCUAGCAUAUGUCGCGAACGACUCGAUCCUUUUAGCAUCAAUGUCCAAUCUUUUGCUAGGAUAUCGAUAAAUAUUAUGACAAGAGCGCACCACAUAAAUGGCGAACAGCGCGAAAUACAUAACAGUAAUGUAUUUAUAUUUGAAAUGCUCUAUAAUCAGAUUAAGGUAUCGAUGCUAAAUGGAAAUCUUCUAUGGCCAUUGGGCUGGAGAGUGCAACAUUUACGCCGUGGUAAGCACUCACCUACCACGUUAAAUUUGUUGAUGAUGCACUUAAGUAGAUAAGUAAUAGUCUGGAGUUUCUUUCUUGAGCUGCCAUUGCAGCAGUAUUUAGUCCAAUAGAAAGCGGUUAGUUAGUAAGUAAGAGUUUCAGUAGUGAAAUGAUCGUAUGCCAUAGUUAGGUGAUAUUAUCCAUGGUACAAAAACGAUGUUUUAUAAAGAUCUAGACAAAAGGAGUCAAAACAGAAAUCUCAAAAAUUUCCUUCCUAGGCUGGAUGUGCGUGAAUAAUUGUUACCCUAGUGCACACCAAAAAUUGUUCUUGGAAAAAAUACUUAGAAAAUUUUACCCUUUCUAGGUGUGAUACAUCUAUGCCAUGGGAAUUUAUUCAUAAAUGUUCAGAUUACGUACGUUUUAUUGUACCAUGAUUUAGAAGAAACUGGCAGGCGGGAGGAUGCAAUAAAAAAAGAAGAAAAUACUCUCUGGUGAACCCUUCAAUGAAGUGUACGUAUAUUUAGGCUGAGAGCAGGACGACUUGAGGCAAUGAAAUUAUAUUAAAAAAUAGGUCAAAUUUUGCGGAUGAAAUAAGCGUUUUGUACAGUUAUAAUAAUUGAUACACUAAGUCUAUAGCAUAGUUUAGAGAAUGAAUUGUAGGCACUCGGUCUGUGGAAGGUCAAAAAGCCUUGGAGCGUUCUAACUUUGCAUUAUUUAAAUAUGUGGUACAUAGAAACCUAAACUUUGUAUUUUAAAAAAUGUAAAAAUUAUAUACAUUUUCACAAAAUUACAUGGUAUGCAAAGGCUUAUAAAUAAUUGUCAAUUCUCAAUAGAACUGCCUGAAUUAAUUAAGUACAUAUAAAUUAAAUGAAUUCGUGUAAUUAAACUACAUAUAACUACGCGUAUGUGUGUACCUCAUAUUUUAAUGAUAAUCUAGUAAAUUGCUAAUCAGAAGUCAUCUACAUUAUUGUAAUGUACUUACAUUUAUGUAGCUACCAACUAAUUAUAACCACCUUUUAUGCAUACUACUCAUGAUUUGAGUCUCAUAAUUGUAAAAAAACGACGUGUACGAAGAACUAUUUUUUUUUUCUGUAUCAAAUUCAAAUCAAGUUAUAAUCAUAAUAUAACUUGUCUUUAGACAUUAUAACUACAAUAUCUAGUAAAAGAAUUUGCUAUUUAAUUAUAUUUCUUAGGUACGUUCUUUAUUUAUUACAUUACGUAAUGCCACAUGAUGAAAUGCUUUGGUGAAAUUUACAAUUUUGCCGCUCUUUCUGUGUUGAAUGAAGUGAAGUAUUCAAUAAAAAAAAAAAUAUUACUUCCGGACCCGCGCGUGGGGCUCUUUCUAAAUCUAUGGUUACUUCUAUAUAUUUAUGCAAUGUACCGAGUGCCAUAGAUAAGCUGUUUAGUCAAGUGUGUCAUAUGCGGAUGGUUAAAUCAUGGAUUUAGUACGUACUUUGCACGCUACUAAUUCCAUGAGUUAAAUAGACUAAGUAUUACCAUUAAAGAAUCUCAGUAAAAUGUUCCAAGUCACGAAGGUUAAGUCAAGUAGUUGUCUGUGAUGUUUAUUGAAUUAGAUUUGUGUUCGUGAUUACAUGUUUUGUUAUUUUUUUCAAUCGUUGUAUCUGUACUAAGUAUUUAUUGUAUUUAAACAAUAAGGCAAUAACAAUAGUCUCACAUCUUUAUAUUAUGAUUAAUGUAAAGAUACUGGGUUGUAUUUGGGAUGAAUAUGGGCAAAAACAGUGGUGUAUUUUUUGUUGGAGCUCAUUUACCAAUCCAUAAUAAAUCCCUGUGUCUGUAUCACUUAAACAUUGCAUAGAAUGUAAUUUAGCUUAAUGAGUACAUGCUGUACUUGGAAAAUGGUCGGUCGAAAAUAAUCAUGAAAGACUUUCAAGUCUAUAAAUGAGGGCUAACGCGAUUGAAUUCGCCACUAGGGGCGUUGGUGUCAAGCCAAGUCUAGUCCAAGGGAAUUUGGAAUGUUUGUCCUGAAUGACACUGUUUAUUUUAAGAGACAUCCAUGGAACCAGGAUCUCACUCGACCAGUGGCGCCAACUAGUGAGCGAAAAAUGAUAGCCUUCAUUUGAUAUUAUGUAUAUAAUUAUAUUAAAUCACUGUAUUGUACCUUUUAGAUUUAUUUCGUAACAUUCAACGUAGCCAUACAUUCCAAUUAAUAAUAGUUAAGUGUAAGCGGUCCCAAUGAUCUCUGGAUUCUCUGGUAAUAUUAUGAUAGCAAACUUUGAUAUUCUGUGUGAAUGUGUAACGAAGUAAUACAGGGGGCUUACCAUUAUCUCUUAACGCGGUCCAUUUUACGACCUAAACUGAUCUGCAUCUCAAAUUCGACCAUCGACUUAAUUUUUAGUAUGAAUGCGAUUUAUUUUAGGUUCCUAAAUUUGAACUAAAUUGCAUUGGAAUCGUUCUGUAAAAGUUGAUGGUAGGCCUGCUAUUCAAGUACCACUUCUAACAUUAUCCAUGUAACUCACGUUUGUUAAUAAUUAAUCUAUUAUAAAUAUACCCAAUUAUUUAAAAAAACUUUCGUAUACAUACA